Messenger RNA from Haliotis rubra (blacklip abalone), 1459 nucleotides. RefSeq names its product DNA repair protein XRCC3-like. NCBI's taxonomy places the organism in Eukaryota, Metazoa, Mollusca, Gastropoda, Lepetellida, Haliotidae. The transcript has 7 exons. Bases 272 to 1300 code for a protein of 342 amino acids. Gene Ontology annotation, molecular function: ATP-dependent DNA damage sensor activity; four-way junction DNA binding; ATP binding. Gene Ontology annotation, cellular component: replication fork; Rad51C-XRCC3 complex. Gene Ontology annotation, biological process: telomere maintenance via recombination; double-strand break repair via synthesis-dependent strand annealing; resolution of mitotic recombination intermediates. The record is from RefSeq and is a predicted model, not a curated record.
GGCAUGAUGUCCCCAGCAGCAACAAUUGUCACCAUAUGCAAAUUGUGGAAAAUAGUUUGUAUCUUGGUUCCUAUACAUGUUCACACGGCCGUUCAAGCAGCUAUGGAAUUGCUGUCCUUACCACUCGAAGAACUAUUUGGGUAUUGGAGGAAAGAUUGGUUGACUGAGGACAUUAUGCAUUGCGUCGCCAAAAAUGAAUGGCGGUAAAUGUGAACCGGUGAACCUGUAGAUAUCAAACUAGACACGUUUGACAUCACACACAUCGAUCUCAAUGUCGAUAAGUGAUUUGGAUAUACAUCCUAGAAUUAUUGGAUCAUUACAAAAAGCUCGUUUUCAAAGUUUUGAAGCAAUUUUAAGCUUGUCCUCAGCUGACAUCGAGCGAGCCACCGGCCUCUCUGCUGGUGACGUCAAUAAUCUCAAGCAAGCUGUUGCUGAAGCAGUCCCGAAACCACCUGUUGUCACAGCUUUGGAAUUAUUGAAAGGCUCUGGCAGUGUUGUUCCCAUCAGGAAACUGAGCACAGGCUGCCCUAUUAUAGACAGGCAUCUGAAAGGGGGGAUAUUGUCAACCGGUAUUACGGAGAUUUCAGGGGAGAGUGCGAGUGGCAAGACUCAACUGUGUCUACAGCUGUGUCUCACAGCACAGCUUCCACUAGAACAUGGAGGCCUGGAAGGAGGUGCGGUGUAUGUGUGCACUGAGGAUGCGUUUCCGAACAAGAGGCUUCACCAGGUGAUCCAGCACUUCACGAGGAAGUGGUCUCCGCCACGACUGCAGCAGGAUCUCGCUAAUCUGGGAGAUAACAUCUUCGUGGAGCAUGUGGCUGAACAUGAGGGCCUAAUGUUCUGUGUCCACAAGAAGAUCCCAAUCCUCCUGGCCAAGGGAAUGGUGAAGUUGGUGAUCAUAGACUCAGUCGCUGCUCUCUUCCGCUGUGAAUACGGCCAGGGGGAGACAGUGAAGCGGGCUAAGCACAUGGCAUCCUUCGCAGCCCACUUGCACAAGCUGGGACAUCAGCACAACGUUCCCAUUGUCUGCGUCAAUCAGGUGUCUGCUAACCUGUCAUCAAACAGCAGCCAGAGCUCUGUCCUCCCAGCUCUGGGAUUGUCCUGGUCCAAUCAGAUCACGUGUCGUCUGAUGCUGCGUCGGACCCGCCAGAAGGUGGCCCUACCUGUGCAGACAGUCGGUGGGGGCCGGGAGAACAUCGAGUGUGCAGUGAGGAUGUUAGAAGUUAUGUUUGCCCCUCAUCUUCCACCUGGAGCCUGUGCUUUUGUUGUUGACCAUCAGGGCGUCUCUGGGCUGGAGUAGGGACAGUGUGUCGCUUGUGUGUGCGUGAUCAUUUACCGUAGAGAGUGUAUAAAGGUCACUAACGUCCACUUGUAUUGACGGAGUUGUGGUGUGUCAGUGCUGGUGUAAGGGUCUCUGAAGUGCUUACUGCAAAUACAUGUAUUAAAAACCUUGGCUCAA